Penicillium salamii is the source of this 858-nucleotide messenger RNA. NCBI's taxonomy places the organism in Eukaryota, Fungi, Ascomycota, Eurotiomycetes, Eurotiales, Aspergillaceae. The record is from the annotation of a GenBank genome assembly.
AUGAAUCCUCACAUCUCAGUUCCCCGCCAACAUGCGGGCUCUGCAACCUUUGGCUCAACCCCUGCUGCCCGGUCCAAUGUCCGGAUGCCGCGCUUCUUCAAAAGGCUCUUCAAAUUCCCCCAGAUGGACUUCGAGAUGGCUGUCUGGGAGAUGACUUCAUUGUUGAUCGCCCCCAAGAAGGUUUUCAAGUCGAUAUACUACCAUAAACAAACCAAGAACACAUGGCACCGGCCCGACCCAUCAUUCACCUAUCUGCUAUCCUUCUUCCUCCUCCUCACAGCGUUCGCAUGGGGCUUGGCCUACACCCCGAGCUUCGGUGCCAUUGUUCGCCUGACGUUCCUAUUUGUGUUCGUACAUUUCAUCGGCUCCUCGCUCCUGAUCUCCACAAUCGGAUACUUCAUCAUCGGGAAGCUGUUUGGGCCUGAUGGGGCCGCCGCCUCACUCGCUGGUCUGCGGGGAUCCCGAGGUCGGAGACGAGGUGCAGCACAAGGCCUGUUCAUGCAGCCAGGAGAGAAGGAUCAAUUGGAGUUUGGAUACUGUUUUGAUGUAUCCAACCGCGCCUUCUUCCCUCUCUACCUCCACUUGUAUGUGGUGCAGUUCCUUCUGCUACCGCUACUCACUCGCAGCCCCAGCAACUUCCUGGCGACCUUCCUGGGCAAUUCCCUCUACCUCUCCGCCCUGAUCUACUACACCUACAUCACUUUCUUGGGGUACAACGCGCUCCCCUUCCUGCACAACACGGAGCUCUUGCUUGUGCCCAUCCUCAUUUUUGCUGUUCUCUGGUUGGUGAGCUUGAUUGCCGGUUGGGGAAUUGUCAUGCAAGGCCGCAGCGUGGAAGGACUGCUGUUGGGCGUCUGA